GGUCUAGAUGAGGCACACUCCAAAAAGACCAUUGAUGAUGAUGCCAUGGUAAUGUCCACCCUCCCAGAUGGAUCCACAGCCUGGGUGUCAGCAGCAGCAGUGUGCAAUGCCUCAUCCAUUGUAGAUGAUGAAAACCUCUCCUUUGAGGAGUUUUGCAUAGCCUGCCCACAGUUCAUAGCAGCCAUUGAAGAGGCCGACUGGCCACAAGGCCAAGUUCACAUGAUGGCCUUUUUCUGGAAGAAUCUACAGAUCCACCCUUAUCAUUCCAUGUGGGACUUGCUAGCUCAGAAAGCUUUGCUAGUCUAUCAA
Messenger RNA from Suillus subaureus, 309 nucleotides. RefSeq lists its product as uncharacterized. NCBI's taxonomy places the organism in Eukaryota, Fungi, Basidiomycota, Agaricomycetes, Boletales, Suillaceae. The annotation marks the transcript as partial. The transcript has a single exon. The record is from RefSeq and is a predicted model, not a curated record.